Molecule: messenger RNA, 501 nt
Organism: Lichtheimia ornata
Lineage: Eukaryota; Fungi; Mucoromycota; Mucoromycetes; Mucorales; Lichtheimiaceae
Exons: 1
Coding region: 1-501 (166 amino acids)
Source: RefSeq, a predicted model, not a curated record
AUGAACAACGUUUGCACCCGACCCAAUUCGCAAUCCAGCUUAUCCACCAAUUCAAGUACCCGCUCUGUAUGGUCCAGGUUUUCUGGUCUCAUCCAUCGACGUCGACGACGUACAAGUAGUCAACGUCGUGAGUCUUAUCAUUCAUCCACUUGCUCCACCGAUACACCCACAGCUACCAGCACCACACCUAGUAGUAGCAGCAGUGAUAACAACAGCGAUUUCGACUUGGCGUCGUCUUCGGGUUCAAUUCGUAGCGCAUCCAAACCAAAGCGAUACUCAACACCGGUUCAAUUACGACAUCAUCGACAACAACAGCAAAAAGACGAAUCCUUCCCUCCAUUUUUUGCCAUUCCCCCUUACAGCCCUACCUAUUGUAAAGAUAACGAGUUCCCUUAUUCCAACUUUUAUGUCAGACUACCUAAUGGCGAUUACAUGGUACGCUAUAGAUCGGGGAAUCGAGAUAUUCUCGGAACCGAAAUCAUUGCUGGCUGUAUGAUAUGA